Molecule: messenger RNA, 2211 nt
Organism: Naegleria fowleri
Lineage: Eukaryota; Heterolobosea; Eutetramitea; Acrasida; Naegleriidae
Exons: 1
Coding region: 1-2211 (736 amino acids)
Molecular function (GO): protein binding
Source: RefSeq, a predicted model, not a curated record
AUGCGAAAAAGCCGUUCUUUACGAAUUGUGUUGCAGAAUUUCAACAAGAUCAUUUCGGCAACAUCAUUGCGCAGCACCACCUCUUUGAGCGUUUGCCCUUCAUCAAUAACAUCCCUUCUCGGAAGGACACUUUCAAAUAACAACAACAAUAAUGUGUGUCCGAAGGAUUCAUCAUCAUCAUGGGUGAUGCAAAAAAAAGAAUAUCAUUCGAAUAGAUUUAUUUUAAAUUCUUCUGUGUCAUCAUCGGAAAAGGGUGCAGAUUAUUUAACAAGCAAGAGCAUUUCCCUAGGAGUCGAUGAAUCUGGUAUUCCUCUUUCUCAAUCGUUCCUAAAACCCACAAUUUCGUAUGAAGAAUUUAUUUCUAAAUGUAGGGCCAUGGAAUUAGGUGAAGUGCAAGCAACAACCGAAAAUGUUAAUGAUUUAUAUCUUUAUGUCAAAUAUGACAGAAUUUCUGGUUUAUCUCACUGUUCCCGAGAACAAAUUGAAGGUCUCUACAAGUAUGCUUUUUUAAAUUGUUAUAGAUUUGAAUCUUCCUUUGAUAGAUCACUUUGUGCUCAGGGUCUAUAUGACAAAUUGAUGGAAAUAUUAUUUCAGAGAGAAUUAAAAGAAUUUGAUCUCUCGUUGUUGGAAGGAAAAAAUAAGGUGCACUUAAAGCCUGAAGAUGUGAUACCCGUAACAUUUAACGACACUGACCUCUAUGUCAUUUUAAUUGAUAUUUACUCUGAAAACAACUUCCCUGAGCAAACAUUUGAACUCUUUGAAUCUAUGAAAAAGCAUUUUCACAUUCUUCACAAGCAAGAAGAAAUCUUACAAGGAUUGGCAAGUGCAAUGGAUGACGAUGGAGCAGAUACAGUAAUUCAUGAAAAUUCUUCAUCGCAGAGAUCAGAUACUAGUAGAGAAUCAGAAGAGAUAGAGGAUUCCAGUGAAAUUAUUAUCGAUCCGGAUCACGUGGAUGAGGUGCUAAAGAUUGAAUUAGAGCAUAUUUAUGAGGAUCCAGUAGAGGAACUAGCUUCUUCUUCACAAAAACCAGUUGAAAAUCCUUCCCAUAUUUCUGUUCUCGACGAUCCUAACGAUACCGACGUACUGGUGCCAAACUUUCCAAGACUUAAUUCUCGGGCGUUCAAUCAACUCAUUGACGCUUGUGCAGGUAUUGGUAGAAUUAAGGACGUUUAUCAAAUACUUCAAUUCAUGAUUUCAAACAAUAUCGAAAUGACCACAGAUACUUUGAACAAAGCAAUUAAGGCCUGUAUUCCUUCUGGAUCAAGCUAUGAAGCUCUAAGACUGUUUGAUAUGAUUAGAGAGAACAGCGGCCUGACUGUGAAACCAGAUAUUGAAACAUGCAAACUUCUGCUCAGAACAUGCUAUGAAGCAAGAGAUGAACAUAGUUACAAAGAUAUCUAUGAGGGAAUGAAGCGUAUGAUUAUCAACAAUGAAACUGGAGUUACAGAAGGCCAAUAUGAAUCGGAAUUGCUGAUGGAUUACUUGACCUGUAAAUGUGCUACUGCUACCAAUGAUAACUGUUCUGAGUGCUUAAAAUUAUUGGAAGAUUUUGAAGCAAAAACGGGAGGAAAGUUAAGCAUCGACUUUUACAACCAAGUCUUACAGGCAUGUGCCAGAGUUGGAGACAAGAAAACAGCUUUGAAAAUUCUUGAAAAAACUCUCAGAGAGUACACUGCCAGCCAAGAGGACACCUCUCAAGAUAAAAAUACCUAUACACUCCCAAACAUGGAUACCUUCAAUGGAGCACUCAAGACAUUAAGCUAUGACGGAGAUUUGAGAACAGGUGAUCUCUACAAGCAUCUCAGAAAAUUAUGUAAAGACAUUUUCAAACCAAAUACUGAAACAUUCAACGCGAUCAUUGCUGCAGAAAUUAAUAGAGGAGACAUUAUGAAAGCAAAGAAAAUCCUCAGAGAAAUGAGAGCACGUGGUUUGAUUCCAAACACAACUACUUUUAACCAAUUAUUCUAUGGAUAUUACAAAACUGACUGGGAACAUCACAUGAAAGAAUUUAGAGAAAAGGAAAGAGCAAGUAUUUUUAAAGCUUAUUAUGAAAAAUGGGAAAAAGAGCAAGCUAAACUUCACAGCAUGCAUGAUGAACAACAACCCACUCUCUCAAAUUCUGACGAUGCACAAAGAGCCAUUGAGGAACUUUUGUUUACCUCUUCAGAACUGAAAUUCGAUAAUCCAGACGAAGAGCAUUCGAACAAGUAA